AUGACAGAUGUAACACUUAGCACUAACAAUAUAGAGCUAAACAUACAAUACUUCACAACUGCUCUAACGAAAAGCUACGAAGAGUCAUGCCCAGAAGUUACUCCCAAAGUUGCGAACAAAGAAUGCAUUGGAAUUACCAAAGCAGCACAGGCGGUAACAGCCAGAGACAUCCGAGGUCUAAACAUAAGAAUUAUCUCGGAUAGUGCAUCCGUACUGCAAGCGCUAAAAAGCAACACAAUAACAACGGCCCUUAUAUUGGAAUGCCAUGAAGCGCUCCAAGACAUUGCAGCUGUAAAUGGAGUUACCCUGCAAUGGAUCAAAGGGCACAGUAACUCUUUAGGCAACGACGCAGCGGAUGAACUGGCAAAAAGAGGUUCGGACACAACAGUAUUUGGCCCGGAACCAAUACUGCCGAUACCACAAGCACAGAUCAGGAACUGGCUGCGUUCCAAAACAGAAGAAAAACACCACACAGAAUGGAAAAAUAGCGAAGGAUGCAGGCAAACAAAAGAUGCGGUUCCGGACGUAUCGAAAAAGUUCUCCCGCAGCCUCAUCAGACUAAACAGGGACAGCAUCCGCAAGAACAACUUGGGGGUGCAAUCAAAAGAAAUUGAAAACGACGUCAAUUUUGGGAAACAUUGCAACGAUCUUGCAAUUUGUGAAAUGCUUAAAAUAGUUCUGGGGAUGGCCACCAACGAAUUUGGCGGACACGCUGCUCUCAGGGACAGCGAGCAACUUGAUUAA
This is a messenger RNA of Ostrinia furnacalis (Asian corn borer), 744 nucleotides long. RefSeq lists its product as uncharacterized. Gene Ontology annotation, molecular function: RNA-DNA hybrid ribonuclease activity; nucleic acid binding. The transcript has 3 exons. Lineage: Eukaryota; Metazoa; Arthropoda; Insecta; Lepidoptera; Crambidae. The coding region runs from base 1 to 744 and encodes 247 amino acids. The record is from RefSeq and is a predicted model, not a curated record.